This is a messenger RNA of Darwinula stevensoni, 3662 nucleotides long. The record is from the annotation of a GenBank genome assembly. Lineage: Eukaryota; Metazoa; Arthropoda; Ostracoda; Podocopida; Darwinulidae.
CACUAUUCGCAUGCCGAAUCCACUGCUGACUCUACUCGACACGUGCACUGAGCGUUGUGAGUUCGUUGGGAGGAAACUAAUGUUAGUUACAGUGUAAGUAUUCGAAGUUGGGUCAUAGCUAAAAGGCCAGUGUGCUGUGAAGUUAUGGGGAGACUGAGAAAGCGCCACAACUGGAAAGCUCGACAGGAGACUAAGGUGGACAUUGAUACGACUUUGGAGAAGCAAAUACCUGUUGUGGAAGGAGCUGGUGUCACAAUUGAAAAAACUGAUGAAGCCAAUGCCCUUGUUUUACCAUCACGGAAAAGGAAAACUGUGAAGAGACAUGAUGGUCAGGUGUCUGUGCCCCUUCUCUCCAAAAAGCAGCGGAAGCACUUGGAAAAAAUUGUUGAGCGGCACAAGAAGAAAAAAGAGAGAGCUGAUCUUCUUGCAGCACUGCAACAGCAUCAGGUUAGUUCUUCCGAGCAAGAGCAGUUCACCUCAAUAUCAGCAGUGCAAACUGAAGGUCUCAAGAAACGAAAGCUCUCUAGUAUCAGAAUCAGCCGGAAGAAGAGGAGACUAGAGAAAAAGAAGGCAAAGGAUUCACAGUUAGAGCUAGAAGAUGACUCUGAAUAUGAACUUGCUAAUGAAGACAAGAACCGAGUCAAUUUCAGUGUGAUUGGCCUGAAAGUUGGUGUUGAUAGCGAGAGUUCAGAUGAAGAAUAUACAUCAGAGGACUCACAAAAGGAUUCAUCCUUGGUGGUUGAAGGCAAACCAAAGGAUCAGAACGUUACAGCUGUUGAUAAUGAAGGAGAGGCUCCCUUGGACUCAUCAUCAGAGCUGAUAACACAGAGAAAUCAUACCAGGAAGACAGAAGGAGAUGCAAUAGAGCCAACAGUAUUCGUACCUGUGCACCGCGCAGAGGAAGUGCAGCAGCAGCGGUCAAAGUUGCCCAUAUUUGGAGAGGAGCAGGCAGUGAUAGAGGCAGUGCGGGAAAAUCCCGUUGUGAUUGUUGCUGGAGAAACUGGUUCAGGAAAGACCACUCAAGUCCCUCAGUUCCUCUAUGAAGCUGGCUAUGCAUUGAAAGGAAUGAUCGGAGUGACUGAGCCCAGACGAGUUGCUGCCAUCUCCAUGUCUCAGCGAGUUGCCUAUGAGAUGUCCCUGUCCAAGGACAUUGUGUCCUAUCAGAUCCGAUAUGAUGGUAAUGUCACACCAGACACCAAAAUCAAGUUCAUGACUGAUGGUGUGUUGCUCAAGGAGAUCCAGAAGGACUUCCUUCUGAAAUCAUACUCUGUGAUCAUCCUGGAUGAGGCUCAUGAGCGGAGCGUGUUCACAGAUGUCCUCAUUGGGCUCCUAUCCCGGAUCCUCCCUAUUCGAGCCAAGCGGGGUCCUCCUCUCAAGCUCCUCAUCAUGUCAGCCACACUGCGCAUUGAGGACUUUGUUGAGAACACUCGCCUCUUCAGAAGCCCUCCGCCUGUCAUUACAGUGGACUCACGUCAGUUUCCAGUGACGGUACACUUCAACAAGCAGACCCCAAGUGAUUAUGUGGAGGAGGCAUUCCGGAAAGUGUGCAAGAUCCACCGCCGCCUCCCAGAGGGUGGUAUCUUGAUCUUCCUUACUGGGCAGCAGGAAGUGAAUCACCUGUGUCGUCUCCUCAAGCGAACCUUUCCCUUCCAUGCAACCCUGGAUUCUGAAGACAAUGUUGACAGUCAACUUGACAAGACCAUCAAGGCUGUGAAGCAUAAAAGACACAAAGUUCCUCUGGUUCAUCUUGAAGAUUUCCCUCUAGUCCCCCUGGAUGAACAGACUGGAGAUGAGGAUUUGGGACUGGGAGAUGAUGAAUUGCUGGAUGAUGACAUGGACUCAUUCUUGUCAAACUGUCAGAGUGGAUUAAAGGAGCAACCCAUCCAUGUCCUGCCGCUCUACUCCAUAUUACCCAGCCAUCGACAGGCUGAAGUGUUCAAAGAUCCACCAGAGGGGAGUCGAUUAUGUGUGGUGGCGACAAAUGUAGCUGAGACAUCCCUCACCAUCCCCCACAUCAAAUAUGUGGUAGAUUGUGGGAAGCAAAAGAUGCGAGUAUAUGAUCAGGUCACUGGUGUAUCCACAUUCCAUGUUGACUGGACAUCCCAAGCAUCGGCCAAUCAGAGGGCUGGACGUGCUGGGCGAGUUGGCCCUGGUCAUUGCUAUAGGUUGUACUCUUCAGCUGUGUUCAAGGAUGAGAUGCAGAUAUACUCAGAAGCAGAGAUCCAGCGGAAGCCUAUAGAUGAUCUCCUUCUCCAAAUGAAAGCACUUAAUAUCCGCAAGGUCUGCAACUUUCCUUUCCCUUCUCCACCCAAGCAAGAGAAUAUUGAAGCAGCUGAGAGACGACUGAUCCUGCUUGGAGCCCUUGAAGAUAAUGGCAAGGGGGACUUUGCAUCGGGGAUUACUGGAUUGGGAAUGACAAUGGCGAGUUUGCCUGUAUCUCCACGCUUUGGGAAGAUGCUAUCUCUGAGUCACCAACAGGGUCUUCUACCCCUAGCUGUAUGGCUAGUUGCAGCCAUGACUGUUCCAGAGCUUCUUCUUGAGAGACCUCUCACCACUGGCAAUGCCCAGACCUCUGCUGGGCCUGACAAAGAUGAUCGCAAGCGCCUCCAGGCUCUUCGAUGUACAUGGGUUGGACAGGGGGACUCACUCUUACUGGGAGAUGCAAUGGUACUUCUGAAGGCUGUAGGGGCAGCAGAGCAUGCAAGUUGCUCUGGUCCUCGCUCUCUGUCCAAAUUCUGUGCCAAGUAUGGCCUGAGAGAGAAGGCCGUGAUCGAGGUGCGCAAACUCAGGCGUCAACUUACCUCUGAAAUCAAUCUCCUCCUCCCUAAUGCCAACCUCCCUCUUGAUCCUUUCCUUCAACCACCCACCCCUGACCAGAUGCGACUGUUGAGGCAGUUGCUACUAAGUGGUCUGGUGGACCAGGUUGCAAAGAAGAUGGGACCUGGACCAGAGAGGGAAAAAAAGCAACUGAAGCGGGCAUAUCAGAUGCUUGGGAUGGAGGAUCCUGCUUGGAUCCAUCCCUCUUCUGUCCUAUUCACUUCAUCUCCUGAAUUCCUCAUCUUCCUUGAGGCAUUCCAGUCCAACAAGGUCUACCUCCGUGGUGUAGUAGCAAUCGAACCAGAAUGGCUGCCAACCUUUGCCCCAAAACAGUGCAACAUAUUAACUCCCCUGGAGGAUCCCCCACCCUCAUAUGACUCAGAAGGCGAUCGUGUUGUGUGCUGGGUCACAGGUACCUUUGGAAAGGAGGCUUGGGAACUACCUCGAGUUAGAAUAGAACAUCCUGAUGUCCUGGACCGCUUUCGUUGGUUUGGGGUGUUCUUUCUUGAUGGUUCCAUUGUUCCAUCUCUGAAGAAGUUUUCAUCCUCACUCCUUUCCCCUCCAUCAACCAUGGUCAAGUCCUGGGCUCGACUCCAGUCACGGACCAAUGCCUUCCUUCAAGCCCUCAUCAGCAGACGAAUUGACACACGAAGGAAGCUUGAGGAGGCCUGGUCAACAGACAACACAUGUCUGCUGAAGGAAUACUUGGCAUGGGUCCCCCCACAGCUGCACAAUGAUGUCUAUCUUUCCUGGCCUCCACUCAACAAGAAGGAAGACUCUUUUGCCUCCUGAAUUGUGAUGUUUGCUGCAAUUUUUUGCAGAUGAUAUUGAUUUUUUUUUACUUC